This is a messenger RNA of Epinephelus fuscoguttatus (brown-marbled grouper), 561 nucleotides long. RefSeq names its product cystatin-like. Lineage: Eukaryota; Metazoa; Chordata; Actinopteri; Perciformes; Serranidae. The record is from RefSeq and is a predicted model, not a curated record. Gene Ontology annotation, molecular function: cysteine-type endopeptidase inhibitor activity. The transcript has 3 exons. Bases 154 to 561 code for a protein of 135 amino acids.
UCAGUUCGGACAUUCAUAUUUUAAUCAACACAUUGGGAACAGGUGUGCGUCUCUAGCUUGUGUGGUUUAACCCGGUUUUAAAGCGAGCUCCGCCACACUGAGGCGAUAACCUGGAGUAUUAUUAGCUGCUACAAACAACUUGUUGGUUUCAGGAUGUUCGUCUGGGUUUGUAUUUAUGUUUUUGCGUCGGCCGGUCGGUGUGUAACCGGCGGACAUGUGAUGACCGGUCAGCCAUAUGAAGUCCCGGUAAACAGCAGCCAGGUUUUAACUGCAGCACGGUUUGCUGUGGGUGAAUUCAACAGAGCCAACGCUGAGGACCACUUUGCUUACAAAAUUGUGAAUAUAACCUCGGCCAAAAUUCAGAUGGUGGCUGGAAUAAACUACAUCCUGGAAAUGCAGCUGGGACGUACAAUGUGCAACAGAAGUGACACAAUUGACAGUGAACCAUGUGUUUUCAACUCUGAACCCAAGGAACUUCUGUGCCACUUCAUUGUUACAGAAAUCCCUUGGAGAGACUUACGCACACUUACCCAAAAGAAGUGUUACCCACCUAAAAAUUGA